Messenger RNA from Fimicolochytrium jonesii, 2898 nucleotides. RefSeq names its product glycoside hydrolase family 2 protein. The record is from RefSeq and is a predicted model, not a curated record. The transcript has 17 exons. Gene Ontology annotation, biological process: glycoprotein catabolic process. Bases 1 to 2898 code for a protein of 965 amino acids. Gene Ontology annotation, molecular function: beta-mannosidase activity. NCBI's taxonomy places the organism in Eukaryota, Fungi, Chytridiomycota, Chytridiomycetes, Spizellomycetales, Powellomycetaceae.
AUGGUUCGCUUGCUUCAUUUGAUAGCCCCGGGCCUUUUGGCUGCGGCCGCUUCUGCUUUCGCUGGGCCCCAGUCGCCGCUGGGCGACUUCAUCACCGGUAACAGUUCAGCAGGGACGACUUUCAACCUCUCGACUCUGGCCUGGACUGUAAAGAACACAAAUGGGUCUAUUCAGAUCCCGGCAUCUGUGCCUGGCCAAGUGCAUCUAGACCUGCUGAAGGCUGGCAUCAUAGGAGAGCCUUACGUGGAAAUCAAUGAGUUCUAUCAGCGAUGGAUUGCGUACGAGCCCACUUGGACGUAUACGGCAAAGAUCCAGAAUCCAGACGAUCUGCGAUCAGCCAAGAAGAUCUUCCUUCGCUUCGAUGGUCUCGACACAGCCUGCAACAUCUCUCUGUUUGGCCAGCACGUCGCCGCUGUUGCCAAUCAGUUUCGUCAAUGGGCUUUUGAUGUGACGAGCAUUGUGCAGUCCCCAACGAACUCUACGGACAGAAAUAUAACGGUCGCAUUCCAAUCGCCCAUCCUCUAUGCCAAAGAAGUUCGGGAGAGGUCUGAAGUGUACCCGCCGGAUGCUUACACCAACCAAAGCGUCUUCUCCAAUCGCGAGUACAUCAGGAAACAACAGGCAGAUUUUGGAUGGGACUGGGGCCCGGCCUUUGCGCCUAGCGGUAUAUGGAAACCUGCCCUCCUCCUCGCGCUCGGUUCGCGUCAAAACGCAUCCGAGAAUCAGAAACGUCCUCAAAUUCACGAGCUCAAUACACUAGUGGAUAUCUACCGAGUUGGACAGCUCAACAACAUUCCUCCGAAUCAAAAUGCCAACUGGAUGGUCAACGUCUCGGCCGAGGUUCUGUCCGUCGAUACCUUUGACCGAGCGACUGUCACGCUCUCGUUUCCGCAGCUCCAAGUUACUUCUCCGCCUAUUCGGGUCGCCGGCAUCAAGCCUGGCAGAAACUUUGUGACUGCACACUUUGAGGUCGAUAAGUCGAAGCCUCAUCUGUGGUGGCCUGUGCAUAUGGGAAAGCAAAACCUCUAUGACCUUCAUAUUAGCAUCAAUCCUCAGCCAACGAGUGGGCUGGCACCGAUGAACUAUACUCGACGAACUGCCUUCCGAACGAUUGUGCUCAAUCUACUGCGCUACCCUGAUGCGCUGACCAUCCCGUUCGGUGGUCCCUAUAAACCGGGAGACCAGUUCCACUUUGAAGUCAAUGGCGUCACCUUCUUCGCAAAAGGAGCAAACUGGGUGCCUGCGGACGCCUUUUAUCGACGAAUCACAAAGGAGCGGAGACGCGGGAUUUUACAAAGUGCCGUUGAUGCCAAUAUGAACAUGGUUCGAGUUUGGGCCGGCGGAGUCUACGAAGAUGAUGAGUUCUACGAUCUCGCUGACGAAAUGGGCCUCCUGCUAUGGAGUGAGCUGCAGUUCUCCAUUUCGACAUACCCCGCGGAUCCGGCGUUUUUGUCAAAUGUCAUCCCGGAGAUAGAGUACAAUGUCCGUCGCAUCAACCGCCACCCCUCGCUUGCUCUCUGGGUAGGGAACAACGAAAUGGAAUGGUUUGUCCUCGGGCUGAACGCCACGUACCGCGGCGCCUACGGAAAGCAUCUCCUCGACGAAUGGGAUUAUACCUUCGUGCAGUUAUUCCAGCGCGUCAUCUUGUCUACGACCCGAUCCAUCACGUACCUGUUUUCUUCGACCACCCAAGGAUACCUUUCUGGCCCUGACCCUUGGAUCGCGCGGUACAACAAUAAGACCCGCGGAGAACUGUAUGGAAGUGCGGAGAAUUGGAACUUCGGCAUUGCGACGUUCGAGGACAUCACGCGCUUCCCCGCUGCACGAUUUGUCAAUGAAUUCGGGUUUCAUUCCAUGCCAUCUAUCUACACCUGGGAUGAAGUGCUGACAAGUCCCAGUGACUAUCAGUUCAAUAGCUCGGUGGUCGUUGCACGCAAUCGAAAGCCUCCUCCGGGCGGCACAGCAUGGCCAAACCCCAACUCGCCCAACGGCAUGUACCAGAUGACCCAAGGCGUCAUCACGCACUAUCCGGUUCCUUCCCGAGUUGACCAACGCACGAACUUCUCCAUGUGGUGCCAUGCCACGCAGUUGACGCAGGCUCAAUUCAUGCAGUUGCAAAUCGAGUCAUACCGUCUCGGCUCCGGGCGGCCUGAGAACAAUCUUGGAGCGCUUGUUUGGCAGCUCAACGACAUUUGGCAGGCCGACAGUUGGAGUGGCGUGGAGUACAGCUUCCGAUGGAAAAUCCUUCAGUACCAUCUUCGCCGUGUCUACCAGCCGGUUAUCAUUGUUCCGUUGUUCAACACCCGUACGGCCGACUUGUCCGUCUACACGAGCACAGACCUCCGCUCGACCGUAAAGGGCACGGCUUCCCUCAUCUGGCGCACUUGGCAGAAUGGAGCGGCGGUGAACUCGAGCGUUGUCCAUUUCACCACCCGAUCACUGAACAACACCUUGUUGGGGAGAGCCGUCGGGCUUUCGACAAUCGUGCCCGCUGGCUAUAGCGCCAAUGAUGUCUGGUUGCAGUUGACACUGAAUGCAACGGAUGCGAGUGGAAACAAGUACAAUCAUGAAAACGUCUUCACUCCGGUCAAGUUGAACGCCGCGAAUCUGAGAGACCCGGAGUUGACAGUUAGGCCCCAGCGCGGAACUACAAACGGAAUCGUGGUGGAGGCCAGCAGCGCCGCGGCCGCUUAUGCCUGGGUUGACCAUCCGCCAUGCAUCACUGGCCACUUUUCCGAUAACUCGAUCUUUGUUAUUCCGGGCCAGUCUCGCAUCCUGAACUUCGUGGUAUUCGAGAACACUUGCCAUGGCGAUUGGAGGCAGAGUAUCGUUAUCAGGAGCGUCUGGGACUACAAUCACGAAGGAUCCAACACCGAGAGCCUUGGUCACAGCACUUGA